Messenger RNA from Klebsormidium nitens, 1741 nucleotides. Lineage: Eukaryota; Viridiplantae; Streptophyta; Klebsormidiophyceae; Klebsormidiales; Klebsormidiaceae. The record is from the annotation of a GenBank genome assembly.
UGGCUUCAUGCUGAUGCCAAUGGGCGAAUUGAAUUUGCAACAGCUGAGAAGGUCGCUGGCUUUUUUUGAAAGCUUCUUGCAAGUUGCAUACCUACCUUUCUAGCUGGUGCACUGCUAUACUUAGUGGUCAAAUAUUGCGGGCUCUUCUGGCAUGCUCAAUGCGCCGGGCUUGCCACUGCUCCAAUGUCACGCAAUGCACGCAAUUCCAGAUGGAAGGAUGGGAAGAAAGGAGAGAAAGCGAAGGACGUGCUGACGCCAGUGCAGUUAAUGCUGGCCGAGGCGUCCCGCUUGAAGCAAGCUGCUGAGAGGAAGACGGCAGGGCGAGAGGCAGCAGCGCUAUUUGAACAGAGCGCUGACAAGUACAGGGCAUCCCUACAAUUGGAUGUUACGGUUUCGCAAAGGCUUGAUGCUUUGAAUGACUUGGGUGAGGCUUAUUUGGAGUGGUCCGCAUCCCUCUUGGCCCACUUGAGAAGCGGGCCAGCAAGUUUCGACUCUGGCAGCGAAGAACGGGGUACUGCAGUCCACAUGGCGGUGGCCAGUCUUUGUAAUGAAAGCAACUCUGCUUAUGAAGCCAUCAUUUCAGAAGCCGGCACAGCCCCAGAUGCCCAGGCCUCUGCAAACACCUCAGAGCGCGCCUCUGCCUGGCUGGAGGCAACUGUCAACAGCGGGAAUGCACUUGCUGAAUGGGCGGACGCCCUUGCAGAAAUUCCAAAGGAGAAUGGGGGAGGGGCGCAAAGAGCCAGCACGCUGUUAGAGCGAGCUGAAGGGAGGUACUCUGCCGCCCUAGAACUCCAAAAGGACGACAUCGAGACCCUGACCAACUUCGGGGACUGCCUAGUCCGCCAUGCUGAGAUGCUCUGCGGGCCCUUUCCACACUCCUCGCGUCCUGCAGAGUGGGACCAAGCGGGGCCGCUGUUCGAGCGGGCGAUGCAGGCAUAUGCCGCCGGUUGCUCGGUUGCUGACGUCAGGCUGGGGGACGACUUGGCGGGGUUGCUGCUGAAUUGGGGGGCGGGGCUCUUCUCGGCUGCUCAACGCUGUCCUGAGACCACGGCGGCUUUGGCGCUCUUCGCUCAGGCCGAGGAGAAACUGCGUCACGGUGCUGACUUCAGCCGGACGGACGUGGCGCCACGUGUCACCCUGGGCGACACUUUGAGCGGGCAUGGAGAGAGGGCACACGCUGGCGGCCACGUGGCAGAAGCUUACUCGCUGCUCACCUGCGCCGUUGACGAGGGGUACGGCGCCGCGCUCCGGAUCGACCGCAACAACGUCGACGCGAAAUUGGGAGUGGCCGACGUGUUCCUUCUCGCCGGCAAGCUGAAGCACAAGGACGGGGACGCGCAAGCCAGCCACGAAAACUUCGAACGGAGCACUGCCGCAUACCGGGAGGCCCUCGGGGGGCAGCCGGCGGGGCUCGGGUUUGCGGAGUGGUGCGAUGCGAUGUACAACUACGCGUGCGCAGCCGCGCUGGCUGGCCACGAGGAUGAAGUUCGCGGCGCGCUGACCAAGCUCCAGGGAUUGAGGCGCCUUCGAGCCGACGAACUUGCGGCGGACGACGACCUAGCUAGCUGUCGAAAUAAAGAGUGGUUCCAGGAUAUUCUAAAAGAUGGCAGUCUUUGAGCCCCGGCCAACGAGAAACUUGUUACACACGUUCCUAUUCUAUAUACGACCAGUGUGACGCACGGUCAUGUCCGACGGAACGUAUUUCCAUAUUGUAUAUGGCUCGCAUGAUGCCAAUCUGAGA